Molecule: messenger RNA, 5751 nt
Organism: Monopterus albus (swamp eel)
Lineage: Eukaryota; Metazoa; Chordata; Actinopteri; Synbranchiformes; Synbranchidae
Gene: tbc1d9
Product: TBC1 domain family, member 9 (with GRAM domain)
Exons: 21
Coding region: 652-4512 (1286 amino acids)
Molecular function (GO): calcium ion binding
Source: RefSeq, a predicted model, not a curated record
AGCGUGGAGCGGCGCUGCGCUCCAGCUGAAGAGGGGGGAGGAGAGGACUGCGGUGUUAUUGUCGGGCUCACAGUGGAGUUGUCGUCUGUGUGCCUCAAUACACGGACGGACGUCGCAGCUCUGAGGUCAUUUACACUGCUGGUUGGUCAUUCUGACCGGCUACAGCGCGGUUUCCUCUGCAAAACAAGGCAAACGUCGACACGGAGCGGAUCGCACCCGCCAGGGGAGCAUGGACGACAAAGACUGAUCCCAGCGCGGCAGCAAACCUGGCCAGGUGGCCAGCGAAACCGCAAAGAAAUUCAUUUAUUUAAAGGCCUGUGCUGCAUACAAGAGGCUGCUUCUGCAAGAGGAGGUUUGUGUGCACGAAAUUUGGCGUUGGACGUCCGUGCUACAGGCCGUCCCCAACCCUUCUUUGCUGGCAGGUUUAAUUAUAACAACACCUGCAUGCGAGUCUUACCUUCGCUCGGACGUGCGAUAGUAGACGGUACUGUAAGGGUCGAGAAUCGAUCAGGGGAUUAUCAGGACCAUAUCAGUGUUUUAGUAAUUCAGUCAUCCUUUCUGAACGCAACCACAUCCCGGCUGGACUAGGUUGAUGGUCGCCAUCAUCAGUCCUCUGUUUUCAAUGGUCCCUUAAAAAAAAAAAGGUGAAUUAUGUGGGUCAGUCCCGAAGAUGUGCUGCUGGCGGGUGCGUUGUGGAUCACGGAGAGAGCAAAUCCAUACUUCAUCCUACAGAAACGGAAGGGCCAUGGGGACGGUGGCGGAGGACUGGCGGGUUUGCUGGUGGGAACCUUAGAUGUUGUCCUGGACUCCAGCGCUCGAAUGGCUCCAUAUAGGAUCCUCUACCAGACGCCCGACUCUUUAGUUUACUGGAUCAUUGCUCAUGGAACAUCCCGUAAAGAAAUCACAGAGCACUGGGAGUGGCUGGAACAUAACCUCCUGCAGACUCUCUCCAUCUUUGAGAACGAGAAUGACAUAACAACCUUUGUCAAAGGAAAAGUCCAGGGUAUUAUUGCAGAGUACAAUAAGAACCAUGAUGUCAAAGAGGACGAUGACACAGACAAGUUCAAGGAGGCCAGCGCCAAGUUUCGUAAGCUGUUCGGGAUGCCUGAGGAGGAGAAGCUGGUCAACUAUUACUCCUGCAGCUACUGGAAGGGAAAGGUGCCUCGGCAGGGAUGGCUCUACCUCAGCAUCAACCACCUCUGCUUCUACUCCUACUUACUGGGAAAAGAAGUUAAACUGGUGGUGCGCUGGGCUGACAUCACCCAGCUUGAGAAGAGCGCCACCCUCCUGCUGCCUGACAUGAUUAAAGUGAGUACCCGCACCAAUGAGCACAUCUUCUCCGUCUUUCUCAACAUCAACGAGACGUUCAAACUGGCUGAGCAGCUGGCCAACAUCGCCAUGCGCCAGCUCCUGGACAACAAAGGCUUUGAACAGGACCGCUCGCUGCCCAAGCUGAAGAAGAAGUUGCCCAAGAAAGUGUCUGCACUCAAGAGGGAUCUGGAUGCAAGAGCUAAGAGUGAGCGUUACCGGGCACUCUUCCGUCUGCCCAAAGAUGAAAAACUGGACGGGCACACAGACUGCACCCUGUGGACCCCCUUUAACAAGAUGCACAUCCUGGGGCAGAUGUUCGUUUCCACAAACUACAUCUGCUUCACCAGCAAGGAAGAGACGUUGUGUAGCCUCAUCAUCCCCCUACGAGAGGUGACUAUUGUGGAGAAAGCAGACAGCUCCAAUGUGCUGCCCAGCCCGCUCUCCAUCAGUACCAAAAAUCGUAUGACCUUUCUGUUUGCUAACCUGAAGGACCGAGACUUUCUUGUGCAGAGGAUUUCUGACUUUUUGCAGCAGACCACCUCCAAGAUCUACGUAGAGAGGGAACUUAAUGGCAGCCUCAAUAGCUCAGAUGAUGAGGUGUACUCCCAACAUGGAUCCCUGCUCUCCAGCAGCCCACAGCACAGUUUGGGUUCAGAGGGCGAGCGUACGUUCAACCUGAAUGACAGCAGUGUGCCCACCGCCACACAAGCUCUCAUGACCAUGUACCGCCGUCGUUCGCCUGAGGAGUUCAACCCCAAGCUGGCUAAGGAGUUCCUAAAGGAGCAGGCGUGGAAGAACCACUUUGCCGAAUACGGACAGGGAGUGUGUAUGUACCGCACUGAAAAGACAAAGGAGCUGGUCCUCAAGGGGAUUCCUGAGAGCAUGAGAGGGGAGCUCUGGCUGCUUUUCUCUGGGACAAUCAACGAGAUGGCCACUCACCCUGGCUACUACGAAGACCUGGUGGAGAAGUCGAUGGGCAAGUACAACCUGGCAACAGAAGAGAUUGAAAGGGACCUGCACCGCUCUCUGCCUGAGCACCCGGCCUUUCAGAAUGAGAUGGGCAUUGCUGCCCUCCGCAGGGUCCUCACAGCUUAUGCAUUCAGAAACCCCAAUAUUGGAUACUGUCAGGCCAUGAAUAUUGUGACAUCGGUGUUGCUGCUCUAUGCCAAAGAAGAGGAGGCUUUUUGGCUGCUAGUGGCGCUCUGUGAGAGGAUGCUGCCCGACUACUACAACACUAGAGUUGUAGGAGCCCUAGUUGAUCAGGGCGUGUUUGAGGAGCUUGCCCGUGAAUACGUUCCCCAGCUGUAUGACUGCAUGCAGGACCUUGGGGUCAUCUCCACAAUUUCUCUCUCCUGGUUCCUCACCCUCUUCCUGUCUGUCAUGCCAUUCGAGAGCGCAGUGGUGGUGGUGGACUGUUUCUUCUACGAUGGCAUCAAGGUCAUCUUUCAGCUGGCGCUCUCUGUGCUGCACGCCAACAUCCACCACCUGCUGGGCUGCAAAGACGAUGGAGAGGCCAUGACCGUCCUGGGCAGAUACUUGGACAGUGUGACCAAUAAGGACAGCACUUUACCUCCCAUCCCCCACUUGCACUCAUUGCUGACAGACAAUGGAGAACCACAUCCAGAGGUCGACAUCUUCAAACUGGUCCGCAGCUCCUACGAGAAAUUUGGUUUUAUUCGUGCAGAUGUGAUUGAACAGAUGCGUUUCAAACAGCGACUGAGGGUCAUUCAAACCAUUGAAGAUACAACAAAACGCAAUGUGGUCAGAACUAUUGUAACAGAGACUGCCUUCAGUAUUGAUGAGCUGGAGGAGCUCUAUGUGCUCUUCAAGGCGGAGCACCUGACCAGCUGUUACUGGGGUGGCAGCAGCAACCCUACAGAGCGCCAUGACCCCAGCCUGCCCUACCUGGAGCAAUACCGCAUUGACAUGGAGCAAUUUAAGGGCCUGUUCAACCUGCUGUUCCCCUGGGCCAAUGGAGCUCACUCUGACCCACUGGCCACACGCUUCUUCAGUCUCCUUGAUCACAAUGGAGAUACCCUCAUCAACUUCCGUGAGUUCAUCAAUGGCCUGGGCGUUUUGUGUCACGGGGACCUCACUGAGAAACUGAAGCUCCUCUACAAGAUGCAUGUUAUACCUGAAAUCACUCAUGAACAGGAUGAGCCCGACUCUGCCUUUGAAGCUACUCAGUACUUCUUUGAAGACAUUACUCCGGAAACAUCAGUCGGCCAUGACUCAAAGUGCAGAACUGAGAAAGAUGAUGGUUUUGUCAGAGUUACAUUCAAGACUGAAAAAGUGAAGAAACUGAACACUCCUGAUUACCGCCAUUACCUGAAAUUGUGGAACCAGGAGACCAGGCAUAAACUAGAAAACACAAAAGAUCUCCCCAAGCUGAAUCAGACCCAGUUCAUUGAGCUGUGCAAGACCCUCUACAGCAUGUUUAGUGAGGAUAUUGCAGAACAGGAGCUCUAUCACGCCACAGCCACGGUCACCAGUUUGCUGCUGGAAAUGGGAGAGGUGGGAAAGCUCUUUUCCUCCCCUGGUAGAAAGGACCAUAACAUGGUGGGUAAAUCAGAGCCAAGCAUGUGUCUGGCAGAUGGCACAGAUCCCAAAGCCACACAGGAGGCUGGGCUAGCUGAUGUGUUCCAGCAGAAGGACCAGAGCCAUGCCUUUGUCCCUGCAGAUAUGGAGAACCAACCAAGCCCCGAGGGAAAAGGGGAAGAAGGGAACGAGCAGGUGCCACCUAUGCAAGACAUCAAGCUGGAGGAAGACUCUCCCAAAGAUGUAGUCACAUCAUCUGCCAUGCUUAUCUCAGAUGAUGAAACUAAAGAUGAUACUUCAAUGUCAUCUUACUCAGUGCUCAGCGCAGGGUCCCACGAGCUGGAUGAAAAACUGCAGUGUGAAGACAUUGCAGAUGACACGGUGCUGGUGCGCAGCGACAGUGGCUCCAACAGUGAAAGAAAUAACCGGCCUCUUGGUGGUGGGCCCCACGAUAGAGGACUGCCUCACAGCACCAGUGUUGAUAAAGACUGGGCCAUCACAUUUGAGCAGUUUCUGGCAUCUGUGCUCACUGAACAGGCCUUGGUGCAUUAUUUUGAGAAGCCAGUGGAUGUGGCUGCUCGUAUAACUAAUGCCAAGAAUGUGCAUAAAGUCGGGCGUCCCCUGUUGUCAACAAGUGACUAUGAGAUCUCGCUAUCUGGCUGAAGUCCCUCAGCAGAUGUCUCAGACUGUUUUAAAAAGGAAAAACAAUUAUCAUGCGGCAGUAAUAGAAUAUUUCACUGAGUUUUAGAAGGGAGUGAAGGUAAGUGUAAAUUGUAUGAUAGAUGAAUGAAUGUGACCAAAAGCUGCUUUUAACUAUGUAUUUUACCCAAUGUGAUAGACUUUUGUUAUAACAAUCACUACUGUAGAUUCUGUUCAGCUAGGAAAAAAGUGUUAAUAUUAAGGUUUGCUCAGAUGAAAUCGGUGUACAUGUAGUAGCUGUACUUUAUAAAACAUUAGUAGUUAAUAUUGUAAGCUCUAGUAAACUUGGCUUAUGUAGAUGUAAAUGUCCACAAAUCCAGUUUAGAUCCAAUCUAGGAUAUUGAUAGUCUACAGUACAUAUGAUUACCUAAUAUCUCUGUACUUUGAUUCCACAUUCUACUAAUCCAAAGUUUUUGUUUCUCAUCAAAUGACAUGGAAAGAUACAAAACUACCCUGUGAAAACUGUGGUACAGUAGGAUGAAUUAUGUGUAAAUGCUUUUCAGCUCCACAUCACUUUAACGCAAUGUGUCACUUUAGCAAAUCAUAUUCUCUUUGUCACACACAUACCUUUUUGAUUUCCUGGAGAUUCCCUUCUUAAAAUACUAUAAUCUUCCCAAUAAUUGCUCUAGUUUAUCUUAAUUUAUUACUGGUAAUUGCAAAGAACUUGUUACAAUCAGAAACCACAAUUUUGAUUCAUAAGCAAAUAGCUCAUGCCUCAGCAGUUAAUUUGGACAAAAAUGCUUUGUUUCAGGAAUUCAAAGGAAGGUAUGUGUUCUAAGAAAAGAUGAUUACACUAAUACAUGCUGUAAAAUGAAAAGCCUGAACUUUGUUUACAACCUAAUGUGAGCCACUAAUAUGUAUUUGCCUUCUUCCUAGAGAUUGUCAUCUGUACCUCUAAGUAAAAUGUUGGCCUUUUUUUCCUUUUUGUUUAAAACAUGGUUUUAGUUUUUGGAUCCUGUACAUUUUUGUUUUUUUUAUUACUGUUUAAGUUGUUUAUAUGUGAAUAUUUCUUUUUUAUUUUAAAUGUCCAGGUUAUCAAUCUGGAUUCUGAUGAAUUGUGUAUCACUCUAAAUAAAAGUACAGUCUGACUGAUUCAGUGCUGCACAGUAAGGUGCCUUAAGCCUUUUACAUUAACUUUAUCAGCUUUAGUGCCACUAUUAAAUACUGCUAAAUAAGGGCAGCAUUACUUCCAUCUGGUAGGUC